This is a messenger RNA of Colletotrichum karsti, 2784 nucleotides long. RefSeq lists its product as uncharacterized. The transcript is spliced from 2 exons. Gene Ontology annotation, cellular component: cytosol. Lineage: Eukaryota; Fungi; Ascomycota; Sordariomycetes; Glomerellales; Glomerellaceae. The record is from RefSeq and is a predicted model, not a curated record. The coding region runs from base 1 to 2784 and encodes 927 amino acids.
AUGACGGUCAACUUCGCAGGACCGUUGACGGAGGUGAAUCUAAGUCAGGAUGACUCGUCAUCAAACGAGACCAUCGAGGAGCGCUGCUUCUCAGCAGCCCUCAUCAUGCUCGAGGGCCACUACACCGUCCCGCCCAUGGGCCCUCAAACAGCUGCCAAGGUCUCAUCGAUGAUCGCCAAAACCCUCGAAAAGACACACACCUUCAAGCAUGUGAGGGAAACGUUGUCGAGAAACGUCGAGAUCUGGAUAUGGUUGACCAAAAUCUUCGGCGCCGCCAUUCCGAGUCUCACCACCCGCUCGGUAGGCCCGCUGUCGAGCCUCAACGACCCCGAGAAAGGCGUUUCGCCCCAGGAAAGCACCGCCCUGAUCGUGAAGAACCACCACAGCCUCAAGGAUGACCUCUCAAUUCUCAACAAGCUCAUGCACAUCGCAAGGAACCUACUGGUGACUUCGGAACCAGAGGUCCCUCAGGAUAUCUGCGCCGCCGUCCACUUCGACCAGAUGGUGUACCAGACUAUCAUCCUGUGCGUAAACGUCACAAGCAAGGGUUACGACGGCGAGAUCAUCGAGGACGCUUCGCGCGCCAAGCUGAACGAGAUCACGGAAAUGUACAAGAAGCUGUUGGUCACAUCCCUACAGCAAGCCCACAACUGGACAGCCAAGAACGACCGAAACAAGAUGUCCUUCUGGUACGACGUCCUCUUCGACGAAGACGCCCAGCUCGAUGAUCCUCAGGAAGGCAUGGGCGACGGCUCCGGAUUCCGCGUCGACGUCGCCAAGACAGAAAUCCACCACUGGCUCGAGCGCAACUCGAGAAUGUGCGACACCGCCCGCAAGCUCCUCUCAGAUUACUCCCGCAACAAGUCCCACAAGCCGCCGGGCGUCCUCGCCGCCAUCCCGCCCCUGUCCUGGAAUUGGCUCCCCGACGCUGAAGGGCAGGGCCUGGUCCGCGCGGACAACUACAAGGAGGGCGAGCGCGUGGUGCCGACGUGGGACCCCGAAAUCCAGGACAAGUUCGAGCAGGACCGCGCCUACUGCCGCGUCUCGCGGGAAAUCGACACCUGGUGGCUGCGCGCGCGAGACGCCAACUACGACGGCUGGUCGGUCGCCAUGCCCUCGGUCGAGUUCGCCAAGCAGAGGACGGAGCAUUGCAAGAACAACCUCGUCAGCCGCUACCACCCGGGGCCCGACAUGCGCACGACGGAAGAGACGGAGGUCGACGAGAUCGAGGACUCGGAAGACCUGCCCGAGGGCUCGCCGGAGGAGUACGCCGACGACUACCCGGUCAUCGGAAACCUAGAUGACAUGAGAAACCUCGACGACAUGAUGGACGACGAGGACCUCGACGACGACGAGUCCUAUGGUGAGGGCCCCCUGACCGGCCUCCUCACCGAGAUCCCGAACAUCCUCGACCCCAAGCAGAUCGAGGCCCUCCACAUGAUUGUUAAGUCCUGCAUCCUCGACUCCGCCGGCUCCGGCCUCACCCGCGCCGGCGAGAACCUCCAAAAGACCCGCUGCCGCAUGUUCCUCGCCCUCGACUGCGGCAAGUCUCUCCUCCGCGAGAUGCUCGUCUUCAUCGCCGUCUGGGAAAAGGAUGAGACGACGCUCAUCUUCCAAAUCACCUCCCAGCUGAUAGAGGCCCUGCACCACUCCGCCCUCAUCCCCUACGCCUGGAACUCCCUCCGCAUCCCGAAAGACAUCAUCUCCCCGGCCCAGACCGUCCUCCUCCGCCUCGUCAACCACAUCUUCCGCUCCCGCGUCGCCAACCCGCCCCAGGACAAGAAGGACCAGGACCGAGACGUCAAGCUCGUCAUGUUCUUCUUCAGCUUCUUCCGCUCCCGCAUCGUCCCCGAGUGCGUCGCGCUCAUGCACCUCCAGGCCCAGAUCCGCGAGCAGAACGCCGACCCGUCCGACUUCCCCGUCGACACCUGGGACAUGGAGCGCGCAAAGGACGGCCUGGCCCAGUACCUCGAGUUCCUCACCACCGCCUCCGAGGUCACCGAGUCCCGCAAGAAGCUCAUCGAGUGGGAGGCCGUCUACGACCUCAUCACCCUCCUCAACGGCCUCGAGGCCGGCGUCUCCAAGAAACCCCUCGUCGACGCCGUCCCCUCCCGCAACAGGCCCCAAGCCGCCGCAACCCCGGCCGCCCCCGCCUCCCCGACCGACCAGAACAGCGCCGGCAGCACGCCCAUCGUCGAGCGCCCCUACUCCACGAGCGACUCCCUGCCCCCCUCCCCCGCCCCGGCCUCCCUCUCCGACCCGGCGCACAAGUACCCCUGGUCCGGCAUCAAGGGCCAGAUCUUCACCAUCCUCGCUACCCUCCUCCAGCCCCCGCUCGGCCAGUCCUCCCCGGGCAACCCGGAGGUGCAGAACCAGAUGGUCAACCACAACGGCAUCGUGCCCCUGCUCAACUGCUGCGCCUACGACGACCACAACCCCUUCGCCAAGGAGCGCGUCACCAUCUGCCUCAAGUGGCUCCUCGACGGCUGCGAGGCCGCCAACAACUUCUUCCGCGAGCUCGUCAACCUCGCGCCCCCGACGAACCUGCGGCCCCCGCCCGGCGGCACCACCACCUCCACCAUCCGCGUGGACGGCAUCCAGGGCGAGGUCAAGGUCCAGGUGCGCUCCAACUCGGCCCCCGCGGGCGACGGGUCCCAGGAGGGCGGCGAUGGCAAGAGGCACGUCCACGAUCCCUACGGUCUCGCCGAGAGCGCCGCCAAGAUGAACAUCUCGAACAAGAGGCGGGACACCGACGAGCCCUUUACCGAGGACGACUUUAUGUAG